Messenger RNA from Lachancea thermotolerans CBS 6340, 1776 nucleotides. RefSeq names its product dihydroxyacetone kinase (gene DAK2). The transcript has a single exon. Gene Ontology annotation, cellular component: cytosol. The record is from RefSeq and is a predicted model, not a curated record. Bases 1 to 1776 code for a protein of 591 amino acids. Gene Ontology annotation, molecular function: glycerone kinase activity; ATP binding. Lineage: Eukaryota; Fungi; Ascomycota; Saccharomycetes; Saccharomycetales; Saccharomycetaceae. Gene Ontology annotation, biological process: glycerol catabolic process.
AUGUCUCAAAAACAAUUCAAAUCAGACGGAAAUAUCGUUGCGCCUUACCUACUAGGACUUGCUCGCAGCAAUCCCGGUCUCACCGUGAUCGAACAUGACAGAGUCGUAUUCAGGGCUGCUUCAGCCCCAAGCGCUAAAAACAAACCCAAAGUGACGUUAGUGUCGGGAGGCGGCAGUGGUCACGAGCCUACGCACGCUGGGUUUGUAGGCGAUGGUGCGCUCGAUGCAAUUGCUGCUGGCGCUAUCUUUGCCUCUCCCUCCACUAAGCAGAUUUUUUCGGCGCUCAAAGCUGUAGAGUCGCCAAAGGGCACCCUGCUGAUUGUUAAAAACUACACUGGCGAUAUAAUUCAUUUUGGCCUUGCUGCCGAAAGAGCAAAGGCAGCAGGCAUGAAUGUGGAGCUCGUGGCGGUCGGAGACGAUGUUUCGGUUGGAAAGAAAAAAGGAUCUCUCGUUGGUCGCCGUGGGCUAGGCGCAACCGUUCUUGUUCAUAAAAUUGCUGGCGCCGCUGCUUCUCACGGGCUGGAGUUAUCAGAAGUUGCUAAGAUUGCCAGGGCGGUUGUUGAAAAUAGUGCUACAAUUGCGGGAUCUCUUGACCACUGUACGGUCCCGGGCCACAAGCCUGAAAAUAACUUGGGGCCUGAUGAAUAUGAAAUAGGCAUGGGAAUUCACAAUGAAUCCGGCACCGAGAGACGGUCCCCACUGCCAUCAAUUCCGCAGCUUGUAACUGAACUUCUACCUCUAGUUCUAGGAGAGAAGGAGGAUAACACUUUUGUCGAGUUUAGCCCCGAAGAAGAUGUGGUUCUUAUGAUCAACAAUAUGGGCGGCAUGUCCAACCUUGAAUUGGGCUACGCUACCGAAGUUGUGUCUGAACAACUGAUUAAGAAAUUUAGUAUUGUUCCCAAAAGAACAAUGAGCGGCACAUUCAUUACGGCCUUGAACGGUCCAGGGUUCGGCAUCACGCUUCUGAACGCAUCUAAAGCCGGCCCUGACAUCAUGAGGUACUUUGAUUACCCCACAAAUGCAAGCGGAUGGAAUCAAAAUUAUCAUUCGGCACAAGAGUGGAAAGUGCUUGCCGGGGGCAAAGUUCCAACAGCGCCCCCUCUAGAGACAGUUAAGAACGAAAAACCUUCAGGCGUGACGGCAAAUUAUGAAACCUUCUCCAAAAUACUGCAGUCAGGGAUUGCAAAGGUGAAGGAAGUCGAACCCAAAGUUACUUGGUAUGACACUAUUGCAGGUGAUGGCGAUUGCGGCACAACGCUCGUUUCUGGCGGCAGGGCCUUAGAGGAAGCUAUUCAGAAACACACUUUGCGUCUCACGGAUGCCGCACACGGAAUUGAAGACAUCGCUUACAUCGUGGAAGACUCCAUGGGUGGUACAUCGGGAGGACUGUACUCUAUAUACUUGUCAGCACUUGCGAAAGGUAUCAGCGACUCCGGAGACAAGACCCUUACAGUAGAUACUUUUAGAGAAGCAUCAAAAACUGCUUUGGAUGCGCUUUAUAAGUAUACUCGUGCUCGCCCUGGGUACAGAACACUAAUUGAUGCCCUUCAGCCUUUUGUUGAGGCGUUGAAUUCGGGCCAAGAUCCUAGGACUGCUGUUGAUGCCGCUUUCAAGGGUGCCGAAAAAACGAGAAAGAUGGAUGCUCUAGUAGGCCGUGCGUCGUACGUUGCAAAAGAGGAAUUAAGCAAGCUCGAUGAUGAAGGAGGAUUACCAGAUCCGGGCGCCGUCGGGCUGGCUGCUUUGUUAGAUGGUCUUGUUAGUGCCGCUGGAUAUUAA